Molecule: messenger RNA, 1495 nt
Organism: Suncus etruscus (white-toothed pygmy shrew)
Lineage: Eukaryota; Metazoa; Chordata; Mammalia; Eulipotyphla; Soricidae
Gene: PDK3
Product: pyruvate dehydrogenase kinase 3
Exons: 12
Coding region: 191-1441 (416 amino acids)
Biological process (GO): protein phosphorylation; regulation of glucose metabolic process
Cellular component (GO): mitochondrion
Molecular function (GO): pyruvate dehydrogenase (acetyl-transferring) kinase activity
Source: RefSeq, a predicted model, not a curated record
UGCUGCUGCUGGUGCUGCUGCUGCGCCAGCAACGGCGGCGGCGGCGGCGGCAUCCGCAUCUGCAGCGCCAGGGCCUCGGCGGAGAGCUGGGUGUGCCCUUGGCGGUCGUGCAGAAUCCUCGCCGCGUCGCUGAUUCCAUCGUCCUGCUCGUCCAGACAUCUUGGUGGCCCGGCGCUUAGUCCCCGCGAGGAUGCGGCUCAUCUGGCAGCUGCUGAAGCACUCUGUGCCCUACCAGGUCGAGCGGUACUCGCGCUUCUCUCCCUCCCCGCUUUCCAUCAAGCAGUUUUUGGACUUUGGAAGGGACAAUGCCUGUGAAAAGACCUCAUACAUGUUUCUGCGGAAGGAGCUUCCUGUACGUCUAGCAAAUACAAUGAGAGAAGUUAAUCUUUUGCCUGAUAAUUUGCUUAAUCGGCCUUCAGUUGGAUUGGUCAAAAGCUGGUAUACACAGAGUUUUCUCGAACUUUUAGAAUAUGAGAACAAAAGUCCUGAAGAUCCAAAAGUCCUAAAUAACUUCCUGGAAGUUCUCAUUAAAGUUAGAAAUAGACACAACGAUGUGGUUCCCACCAUGGCCCAAGGAGUUAUUGAAUACAAGGAAAAAUUUGGUUUUGAUCCACUAAUUAGCAGUAACAUUCAAUAUUUUCUGGACCGAUUUUAUACCAACCGCAUCUCUUUUCGUAUGCUUAUCAAUCAACACACUCUUCUGUUUGGCGAUGAUGAUUCUAAUCCAGCUCAUCCUAAACACAUCGGAAGCAUUGACCCCACCUGUAAUGUAGCAGAUGUAGUGAAAGAUGCAUAUGGAACAGCCAAAUUGCUCUGUGAACAGUAUUAUUUGGUAGCACCCAAACUGGAGGUCCAGGAAUUUAAUGCUAAAGCUCCAGACAAGCCUAUCCAGGUAGUAUAUGUGCCUUCACAUUUGUUUCACAUGCUGUUCGAGUUAUUCAAGAACUCCAUGAGAGCAACUGUGGAACUCCAUGAAGAUAGAAAAGAAGGCUACCCAGCCGUGAAGACCCUUGUCACUCUGGGGAAAGAAGACUUGUCCAUCAAGAUCUGUGACCUCGGUGGUGGGGUCCCACUCCGGAAAAUUGAUCGUCUCUUCAACUACAUGUAUUCCACUGCCCCAAGACCAAGUCUGGAACCUGUGAGAGCUGCCCCUCUGGCUGGAUUUGGUUAUGGUCUACCAAUCUCUCGACUCUAUGCUAGAUAUUUUCAGGGAGAUCUGAAACUCUAUUCUAUGGAAGGAGUAGGCACUGAUGCGGUUAUAUAUUUAAAGGCUCUUUCAAGUGAAUCAUUUGAACGUCUUCCAGUUUUUAAUAAGUCUGCAUGGCGUCAUUACAAGACUAUGCCUGAAGCUGAUGAUUGGAGCAAUCCUAGCAGCGAACCCAGGGAUGCCUCCAAAUACAAGGCUGACCAGAACAAGAUUAAGUCUAAUAGAACUUUCUAAGGAAGUAAAUUCAUCAUUCCACUUUACCCAGCAAGUAUCCUUCCACAUACCAAG